AUGAUCAUACUUGCAAAUCUUUUUUUGAUCAUCAAAGUUGUUUCUACCUCUUGUCCACUAGAUUAUGGUUUAAUCACAUCUUCAUGCUUUGGCUGCUUCCCUCCCAAGAAGCUUCUCAACGAUAAAAUUUGUGUCUCCAAUUGCCCUUCUAGCUCAUUUGAAAUCCCAUCCUGUGAUGGUCUUUCAGCGGCCUGCAGUCCUCAUACAGGUGAAAUUUUUAGCUUGGCCUUUUCGAAGACUUACAACUUGACAAGCAAUUCAAUUGGCCGAUUCACAAACUUUAGGAAUUUGCCUUAUUCUAACUCCCUAGGGCGAACUCCAUUGCCAUACAGUGAAAGAGGCUUUUAUUUCUUGCCCAAAUCACAAAUGUCCAGCGAAUAUCAUUACAUACCAUCAGUCGAAUUUACCUUAAAUCUCUGAAUUUGGGCUCAAGAAAAUGGACAAAUUUUGAAUAUCGAAGAUAAUAUAGACCGUUACCUGAAAUUCGAGUCAGUAAAUGGAAAGUAUAGGGUUACUUUAGCAGCCAAAAAUUCAUAUAGAAAUGGAGAAAGCUCAAGAAUCGCAUUUAUUUCUGAAGGCUAUCCCAAAGGAUGACAUAGUCUCACUGUUCAGUACAAUCAAAUUGACUGUGAAACUGUAGAAAUGACAACAAAAAUAAAUGGAAUUACCAGUUCUAAUCAGUUCUUUGGAUAUGAGACAGGAUUUGAUGGAGAGAACUCUUUGUGAACACUUGGGCAAACAAGAAAUGAAAACUCUUUCAGAGGGUUUAUUUAUUGACUUGAGGCUAGAAACGACUUAUUCAUCGAGUUUCCAGAGUUUGAAAAUAGGCUGGAAUGCAAUUUUGGAAGCUUUUGGAAUGGAAAAAAGUGCGAAAAAUAUAAAAGUCCAUGGCCGCAUCUCGCAAAUUCCACCUCAGAUAUGGGAAGAUCACUGACAAACUGCUUUUAUGGCUGUCUUUGCUCGACAAGCACAGGACUUUACACUGAUUGUACAGCAUGCGAUUAUACCAAUUUUUAUAUGAGUGUUGGGAGUCCAAUUAUAUGUGUUGAUUAUUGCCCUACUGGAUAUCUUGACAAUGGUGAUGGGACAUGUGCCUGGUACAGUGAUCUUGCCACUUCACUUGACUUGAACUCCGGGUCAGUUUCGCUCAAAAAGUCAGGCAGUUGAAAAUAUGGAGCAAGUCAAUCAAAUAAUAUGCCAAAUUAUGAUGCAAACGAUCCAUAUCCAGCUCUUCAAAGAGGUUAUUAUUUUGCAUCAAACUCCAUAGCAAAUACAACAGCAGGUAUAGUGAUUAGCCCAUAUUUUACGAUGAAUUUUUGGGUGAAGGCAACUGCCAGUGGCACUUUUAUGAGCCAAGGCAAUAGCAUGGGCAAAAUAAUAGUUAAUUCCGAUGGAACCGCGACUUUGACAUUAAAAAUGCACGACUCUUCAACUGCAUCAGUUAACUCUGAUAAGAUUGUUGGCUCCUGGCAUAAUUUGGUUUUUGUGGGGCAAGCAAAUGCUAAUGGAUCUUAUCUAUCUAUCUAUUAUCUAUAACAUUGCGCAUGCAAUGUCGAAGCUCUUAUGAGCUCUUAAUUAGCCAGCCAGUGAUCUUUUUCUGUUUAGCCUGCAUCCGCUCCAUCUCUUUGCUCUUCUGUAUGUAUCUCCAGGAUCUGUCUUUAAGUAUUUCAACAUGGAAUCGCUUCACCGCAUUAUCCACCAAAUGUACUAUGUCUUCCCUUCCAUCCAUUCUUGUUGCGUCACUUUCCCUUCAUAUUUUGCUCCACAGAGCAUCACCUGUAGCAUGCCUAUGCAGUUUCAAUCUUCUCCUGUGCCUUCCAAUACCUCCUGUAAUUCUUCUCUCUGCUUGUGAUAUCUCGGACAUUCUAUCAGUACAUGAUCUUCUGUUUCAGGAAUUUUGCAUAUUUCACAUGCCUCAUCAUUCGACAAAUGCCGCAACUUGGCAUUAGCAUUGCAGUAGUUGAAGCCUGCCCUGAGCCUAUGUAUAGCCCCAAUUGCACAUGUAUUGCUCUGAUUGACCGUGAUGAAUGUUGGCUUGACCGGGCCUAACUCCGUCGACCAUAAGUUGGCAAUAUAGUCUUGUAGUUUUUCCGUUCAUUUUUCAAUCUAUGCAAGGAUUCCUCCAAGUUCAAUUCUCUCGCCGCAACUGCAACAAUUGAUUGCCAUUCUUUUGUAUCAGUUGUUUGCAAUUUUGUAUUGUCCUGAUAUUCCUUCAGGUUCAGCAGUGUGAGGGUGUCUUUGCACCUCUUUUCCCACGGCAGCAAUUCUUUUGCAUUUAUGUCCCUCAUUAUUACUGCAAGUUGGUCGUUCAUAUUGUAAACUCUUUUUCUGAAUCUGAGCAACCUCGUCCUCAUGUGGUUUGCAAGUGUAAUCCAUCCCAUGUCCAGCAUUGACGUUUCUCUAGCUAUGCCUGCAGGUGCAUGCAGUAUCAUCCUAGCAAGCCUUACUCUUUCGAUUUCAGCGCAUUUCAGAGAUGCGCCGUUUCAUUCAUGCUGUGCACACUCGCUAGCAUAUGUGGCCACAGUUGUGAUGCACGCUUCAGCUAUUAUAGAUCUUUUUAUGAUCGGCAUACAUUUGACGCUGUUGAGGAUGACUCUUGUAGCUCUACCAGCUGAUCUCACUCUCUCCAGUGCAGCUUUGGCAUGUGCAGCCCCAACUCUAGUUGUACCAAUUACCUUCCCUAAGUACCUGUACUGCGUUACUUGUUCUAGCUGCUUUCCUUCAAUCACUACAUCCAACUUGGUAGGUCUUGCUGAGUAAUCCACAACUACUGAUUUAUGUAGGUUUAUCUUAAGGGAAUAUCUGUUGGCUCAGGUGUUGCAUAUGUCUACAAGAUCCUGCAGUUGAUAUGCAGUGUUAGCAAAUAGCACUAUGUCAUCUGCAUACAUCAGUAAUCCCAGUUUUUUUGACCCAGGUUCUAGCGUUACUCCAAUAUCAGUUGCAUCUAUCGUUCAGGCUAGCUCGUUGGGAAUUAGGUUGAAGCAUAUGGGAGAUGAGCUUUCCACCCUGCCUCACUCCUUUUUUAAUCUUAACUGGAUCUUAGAGACGAUCAUUUAUAAUAAUGCUGCUCUCGCAGUUUUUAUACAUUGCGCCAAUCAUGCUUAUUGUGUCUGCCUCAAUCCCCCUGCUUAUCAUUACUUCGUUUAGGUCACUAUGUCUCACUGUGUCGAAGGCUUUACAUAUAUCCAAAAACGCACACACCCACCCUUCUUUUUUGCUCUGCAGUGUUCUAUAAUUGUUUCCAACCUAUAUAUUUGGUCCGCAGUGGACAGACCUUCCAUGAGUGGGGUGCAUUAACAUUUUGCUUACUAUGUCAAAAGCGAGCCUGUUUGCCACGACUUUGUCGAGCACUUUGUAGAUUGUGUUGAGCAGGGUAAUCGGUCUGUAAUCCUCUGGGGCUUUUGAUCCUAGCUUUUUGGGUAGGAGCACUACCAACGCACUCUUCAUCAUCUCAGGGAGCCUUCUUUGUGUCCAUAUGUCUGUUAUCAGUCCUCAAUACCUGUCUCCUAGAGCCUUCCCUCCAUAUUUGAUCAGCUCAGAUGGUACCCCAUCCGGUCCUACUGCCUUCCUGUUCGCUAAUGCUUUAAUAGCUCCUUCAGCCUCUUCUUUUGAUGGAGGAUUUGGUUCAGAUCACACAUCCCAGUUCCAGUCCUUUCUUCAUACUGCAUUCUCCAUCAAUCCACCAUCCUUGCUUCUUCUAACUUUGUGAACCUUGAUGGUUUAUUUCUCAUCGACCGUUUUAGUCUCCUCGUUAUUUCCCACAUAUCCUUUGCAUUGGUUAUGGCCUGUUCAAUUCUUCUCUCCCUUAAGUCAGUCAGUUGUAUCCUCUUCAGUUCCUCCUUGAAUUCCUUCAUUAGCUGCCUGUGUCUUGUCAUGAGGGCUCUGUACCGUACUUUAUCACCGUUCCUUUUGAGUUCUUUUAGCGCCUUCCAUCUACUUCUCCUCGCUUCCUUCAAUUUCUGGAGUGCUCUCCACUAUCAAGAGUCCCAUUUUUCCUAUUUUCAGCCAGUCCAAGUACUCGCUCUGCUACCUCAAGUAUCACUGUAUUUAUGCCUUCAUACCUUUGGUCCGUCGUCGCUGGGUCUCCAUCCUUUCACCUUGUCGUAAAUUUCUCUCUGAAGCUCUUCCUGAUAUUGCUUGAGAAAUACUGGGUUUUGUAGCCUAUCUAGGCGGAUUCUUUUCCUUUUUGAGUUGUUUGUCUUUACUCCUCAGUCCCAUAUCUUUAUGGUGGUUGGUAGAUGGUCACUGUCUAUCGGGCAGUCUUCAUUCACGUCAUAGUCAAUUAUCUCAUCUAACAUGCUUCUCUUUAUCACUGUGUAGUCCAAGCAGAAGGUGUUUCCCGUCGAGUGAAGAUGGGUUGGUUUAUCGAGUUGUAACAGCUCUUGAUCCCACUGCUUACACAUCACUUUGAGUCUAUUCCCAUUUUGGUUAGUGCCUGUGGAUCACCAUCCCCUAACGUGUGCAUUGAAUUCUCCCAUCAGUAUUUCUUGUUUGCCUUUUCCUCUGCUCCAUAAUAUUGCUUCAUACAUAUUUUCGUAGAACGUCUCUAUUUCUGUGUCGUCGCCGCCUUCAACUGGAGAGCAGGCCUCAAUGAAGGUGAAGUUACCCAUUUCUAGACCUAUAACUCUCCCUCCCAUAAAGCUGCGUACUUCCCCCAAUUUCCACCUCGACCUCUUUGCUGCUGAUGAUGAUGAUGCCGACCCCUGCGCUCCUCUCAGUUCCUGGGCUCACCACUCAUUCAUAGCCUGCGAUUCUGGGUAGGUCUUCCUGUUUCAAACAAUGUGUCUCGCAGAUCCCCAUUAGGUCUGAUUGUAUCUCUUCUGUGAAUUUGUUAAGCUGUUGACCCUUGUUUCUAACUCCUUGAAUGUUCACAUGUGAGAGAGUCUUGAUCCUGCUUUGAUGUUCAUAUCUAACCCUCUUCGCCGACGGUAAUCCAAAGCCAGCCUCAGUUGUAGUUCUCUUUUUCGGAAUGUUACCACCGCUGAAAGUAUCAGUGCUAAUUAUCCUGCUCGCCCUAGUCAUUUCAGUAUUAACUGCACUGUCAGAUUCCCCAAUAUUGUAACCUGUCCUGUCUGCACUUACUGGAACAUUACCAGUAGCUCCCGUGCUGCAUGUAGUGCUUGUAUUUCAUGUAGUGCUUGUAUUACAUGUAGUGCUUGCAUUAUACGUAGUGUCUGCAUUAGAUGCAGUGCCCUUAUUGUAUGCAGUACUCGUGCUACAUGUAGUGCCUGUAUUUCAUGUAGUGCCUGUAUUGCAUGUAGUGCCUGUAUUGCAUGUAGUGCUUGUACAAGUGUUGCUUGUUUUACAGGUUGUGCUUUCGUUACACAUGCUGCUUGUGCUGCGUGUUGUGUGCUCUUGUAUACAGCUUCAUAAUGGCUUGUGCUUAUAGGGAUGUUGUCCUCUCCAGCGCUUCAUGAGCUUCUUGAGCUACAGGUGUAGCUAGCCUUAAAGGGUAUGCUCAUACUGCAGGUGUCGCUAGUGCUACAUAGGUUGUAUUUUUUCGGGUGUAGCUGGUAUUUCUGGCACUAUAGCUUAUGCUGGUGGUUACGGCUUUGGUAUUAAUUGGCAUUUGAUUCGACCAACCGUUGCAGGGGUUUUCAGCUCCAGAGUCGCCGCUAAUAUUUUCGCCAGUGGUCGCUGUAGUAGGCGCUUCAUUUCUUCUCCCUUCUCGUCUGUCGAUUUCUCGGUUCCCUUUUAUUCCUAUAUAGUCAAAAUCUACUUACGUUACUCGUCUCUUCUGUUUGCAUCCUGCUUUUCUGUUCCUCUACUGCUUGUCUCCGUAUAUUUCUUUUCUCCUCUCUUGUCUCCUUCAUGAGUCCUUCCUUGGCCUUUCUUUCUGCCCUUCUUUCAAUAAUUUUCGCAUGGCCUUUGAUGUUGUGACCAACCUCCUUGCAGGUCUCGCAAUAUAAGCAUGCCGCAUGGUUUACCCAUAUCUUCUUUCCCCUGAUUGUCAUCUCGUCGCUUAGGUUCAGUGCCUUCUCCAUCGAUUCAAACUCACCAUACAAUAUAUACCUGGAGUUUGAACUAAAAUGCACCGCGUACCUUUCUUCUCACAUAAUCACCUCAUUAUCUGCUAAUACCUCCACUACCUUGCAGGUUCUGCUCAGCUCAGUUAUUAUUUCAUCUAAUGCUAUUCCUACCAGGACCAUGAUUUGCAUCUUGUACCUGACAAAAUUGAUCUCUCCACCCUCAAGCACCGGCCCAGCUGGCACCGUUAUUUUUUCCCCUUGAUGUUGUACCAGUAUUCUGGCCCUCCCCUUUAAGUCUUCUCAAGCUUCUCGCUCCACAAACGUGACCACUGCAUCUCCUGAGGGCAGCCUUAUACUCCUAAGUAUGUCUCCGACCCUCAAGCCCGACUCUAAAGUUACUACAAAGGAAUUAUACAGUGCUCGCUUCAUCUCUUCGUCACCUUUCUUUAGGAAUUUUGAGAGGUAGAACUUUAAUGAAUAGCCAAGAUAUUCUCUGUCGUCUAUUUUCGGAAGAAUGUUGACGGGCGCGCUAAAACCAUAACAAAAGCCUCCUCUGCCAAAUCCCAGGAUUUGGGCUUCCUCCUCCUUCGCGGCUUUGAGUUUGACCUGUUUCUGUUUUGUACUUCCCAUCUUCGAAAAUUAAAAAAGUGCUAAUGGAUCUUAUCAGUUGUUGUCCUAUGUUGAUGGAGUCCAAAGCAACACAGCUUCUUUUUCAAAUAAGGCCUACAUCGAUGAUUCAUAUCAUGACUCAUCCCAGUCAAUUCAAUUGGGAGACCCAACGAGUGGCUUUAAUGGCUUUAUAGCAUCAUUCUACCUUUAUAAUUCAAAUGACCCAAAAUAUAUUUCCGCAAAUUAUACAACUUCAGGCUGUGUAGGAACUUGCAGCGCAUGCUCGCAGAGUUUGCAGUGCUUAAGUGAGUGUGCCUUAAACACCUAUCCUCCUAGCUGCACAUCGUGCUUGAGCUCGUGCACAAAAGGUUGUGUGGAUGGCCAAACAUGCACUUUAUGUCAGGAUAGUCCUUGCACAACAUGCGCAUCUUAUACAGGAUCUUGCACUGCCUGUGUAGCUUCUGCCACAGUGUCUAGUGGACAUUGCUCUUGCAACAGUGGAUUGAACUGGUCUUCUUCAUCUCUUUCUUGCACAAGUGGGCCUGUAUGCCCGUCUAGCUGCUCAACGUGUACUGAUUCUUUGACAUGCACUGGGUGUUCUUUGUCUUUAUACUUAAUCCAAGGCACUUGCCAGAGUUUUUGCCCGACUGGAUAUAAAAUUAGUGGUAGUUCAUGCAAUUUGGACGGUUUAAAUGGAUUUAUAUUUAAUUUGAUGCCACAUGGAAUUAGCGAUAUAGUUAAUGAUUUACAAUCAAGCAUUCCUGUUGUUACUGGAUCAAGCAGUGAUUUCUAUCCUAACUAUAAGUCAGACGAUCCUUAUGCAGCAAUAUCAAGAGGCUAUUACUUUUCAGGGUCCUCAAUUAUGCCUCUUCCUCCUAAUUAUAAAGACUCUACAUCUCUCCUGACCUUUUCUCCGCAAUUUCUUAUGGCAGCCUGGAUUAAUCCUGCGAACGACGGAGUUUUAUUUUCUAAGCAAGAUUCUUCUGGCAAUGAAUAUUUCACAUUCAGCACUUUAAGUGGGCACCCGAAAGGAACAAUCAAAUUGGCAGAUGGAAAUUCUUAUACAGCUACCAGCAGUUCAUCAAUAUUGAUGAACCAAUGAAACUUCGUUUACAUCAGCUCUUUUAUCAGCAGUUCUCAAAAGCAAGCAAUUAAAUUUUUAGUUAGCACUGUCAGUGACACUACUGAAUUUGUGUCCAACUGGUAUCAAGAUCUCCAAAGCUCAUUUACAAUUACUAUAGGAGCGAAAAAAAGUUCAGGCGCAUAUUUGAAUUUUUAUAGAGGAUUUUUAUGGGAUUUAAAAAUUUACAAUAUAAUACCUACUUCUACACUAUACUCUACUUCAUGCUCAUCAGGAUGUAGCUAUUGUCCUAUCGAUAAUUCGAAUACUUGCCUACCAAACUGUCCUAUAUCAAAAUAUCCAUCUGGAGCAACUUGUGGAGACUGUGAUGGAUCAUGUAAUAAAGGCUGUGUUAGAAGCUCUGAUUGCAAUUUAUGUAAUGAUGCUAUUUGUGCUGUAUGCAGUGACUUUACAUCCACUUGUACAACUUGCAAAUCAAAUGCUGCUGUGAGUGGGUCAAAUUGUGCAUGCAAUUCUGGAUACUAUUGGAGUUCGGCAUCUCUAUCCUGCACCCAUUGUCCGUCGAACUGUGAUGCUUGUAGUGGGAUUUUUGUGUGCACUACCUGCACUGGAUCAUAUAAUUUAAUACAAGGGGUUUGUAUGUUAUCAUGCCUUACUGGAUAUAAAAGUAUUAGCGGAGUAUGCAAUUUGGAUGGUUUAAAUGGCUUUGUGUUUAAUUUGAUGCCACAUGGAAUUAGCGAUAUAGUUAAUGAUUUACAAUCAAACAUUCCUAUUGUUACUGGAUCAACUAAUGAUUUUUAUCCAAACUAUAAGACAGACGAUCCUUAUGCAGCAAUAUCAAGAGGCUAUUACUUUUCAGGGUCCUCAGUCAUGUCACUCCCUCCUAACUAUAAAGACUCUACAUCACUGCUAACCUUAUCUCCUCAGUUUGUCAUCUCAACCUGGAUUAAUCCAUCAACAAACGGGGUCAUUUUUUCAAAGCAAGAUUCGUCUCAAAAUGAAUACCUCAUAUUGUCGAUAGCCGGUGGCUAUCCUAAAGUUACUAUCACAUUAAGCGAUGGGAAUUCAUAUUCAGUGUCAAGCACUUCAGCAGUUACUUUGAAUAGCUGGAACAUUAUUUCAAUUACCUCAUCUCUCUCCACAACUGAAGCCAUUAAUUUCCAAAUAAACACUGUUUCAGAUUCCCAAUCUCUUGCUGCAUUUUUUUACCAAGAUAUAUCAAGUUCUUUUACCAUUACUUUGGGUGCCAAAAAAUCUUCAUCAUUUAAUAGCUUCUAUACAGGGUUUUUGUGGGAUCUGAAAAUCUAUAAUAAAAUUCCGGUGUCCAAUUUAUAUUCUUCUACUUGUUCAUCAGGAUGCACUUAUUGUCCAAUUGAUAAUUCGAAUACUUGUUUGCCUAAUUGCCCUCUUUCGCAGUUUCCAUCAGGAUCAAAUUGUGCUAGUUGUGCCUCCAGCUGUAAAUCUGGCUGUGUAAGAAAUUCUGACUGCAAUCUUUGUCAAGACCCUAUUUGCGAUAUUUGCAAGGAUUUUACAUCAACUUGCACAACUUGCAAAUCUAAAGCAACUCUUGUAGGAGCUUCUUGUCAAUGUGAUAAACGAUAUGGAUGGGAUUCAUCAGCUUUGUCUUGCCUACUUUGUCCAUCUAACUGUUAUUCAUGCAGUGGAACGCUGAAAUGUGACUCAUGUGCUAGCGGAUUUUACUUAAUCCAGAAUCUAUGUGUUGAUAACUGCCCUACAGGAUACACUGGAAGCAGCGGGAAAUGUACAAUUGAUGCAUCAACAAAUGGGUUUGUGUUUCAUAUGAAAUUAAUUAAAAUUGAAGACAGAGUAGUUGAUUUACAGUCAGGAAUUCCUGUUGAAACAGGAAGUAGCAGUGACUUCUAUCCUAAUUAUUUAAGCAGCGAUCCUUAUGCAGCUGAUGGAAGAGGGUAUUGGUUUACUGGCACUUCUUAUAUGGUAUUACCUCCUAAUUUUAAAGAUGCUUCGCCUUUGCUAAUAAUAUCGCCAGAAUUUGCCAUUUCUGCAUGGAUAAACCCAAAAAGUGAUGGAAUUAUAUUUUCUAAAUCCCCAUCCUUGAUCUACAACCAUCUAAAGUUAGAUCAAGGAUAGGGAUGAACAAUUUUGGACAAAGAAUAAUUAUGAUUUUUAUUGAUUUUAAUUUAAAAAUGUAUAUAAAACUCGUUCGAUAAAAAUGAGAGUACAUUUUCAGGAAAUUUUCAAUAUAAGCAUUUGAUCAAGAAAGUGAGAAGUAAGCAAGACUCUUCUGAUAAUGAAAUUCUUACAAUGAGUAUAUCUAGCCAAAAUCCAUCAAUAAAAAUCAAGCUUGAAAAUGGCCAAACUUAUUCAGUGUCUAGUACCUCUAAAGUUACCUAUAAUCAAUGAAACUUUAUUAGUUUUACACCCACGAUUGAUAAAUCCCCAAGCGAGACAAUUAUAUUUAACACUAAUGGAGCUUCUGAUACCUCAGCAGCAUUAUCUACAAGCUGGUUUAAAGAUAUAUCAUCUUCUUUCACGAUUAUAAUAGGUGGAAAAUAUAGCUCAAGCACUAUUACUUCUUUUUAUACAGGAUUUAUAUGAGAUCUCAAAAUCUAUAACGUGAUCCCAAGCUCUACACUGUAUAGCUCAAGCUGCUCAGGGGGAUGCGCGUAUUGUCCACUAGAUAACUCACUCUCCCCCUUUAAACCUGCAUAAAAAAUCCUGUUCCAAUUCAAAGGGGGGCAGAUUCUUUUUAGAAAAUUAUGUUAAAAUUUUCACAAAAAUAUUUUUAAAAAUAAAAAAAAAACAUAAAUUGAAACUCAUUAUUUUUGAAUUUUAAUUUAUUUUAUAAAAGAAUAGUUCAAGAAAUUAAUCAGUGCAGUGCAAAAACCUUUUAAACAUAUUCUGAUGGUUAUUUUUUUAUUAAACUAGGUUAAAUCUAAUUUUAUAAAACAAAUAAUAAAAUCCAAAAAAAUAAUACACCCCAAAAAAUGGAAAUUUUACAUAUAUUUUGUUCCAAUUUAAAGAGGGAGUUAGGAAACUGUUUACCAAACUGUCAAGUAUCUCAAUACCCAAGCUCAGGCUCUUGUUCGAACUGUGACUCUUCUUGCUCUCAUAUAGGAUGUGCUAAUAGCAAUUCCGACUGUAAUUUAUGCCAAGACCAAAAAUGUGAGGUUUGUUCAGACUAUACAUCAACUUGUACUACAUGCAAGACAAAUGCAUACUUAAAUGGAUCUACCUGUGAUUGCAAAAUUGGAUAUAAUUGAGACUCAGCCACAUUUUCCUGCUAUAAAUGCCCUGCGAACUGCAAUUCCUGCUCUGGACCCUAUACUUGUACGACAUGUUCUGCGACAUACAAUCUAAUCCAAAAUCUUUGUCUACCAUUUUGCCCAACCGGGUAUAAUUCAAGCGGCAACAAAUGUGCUCUUGCAGCUUCUUUAAAUGGCUUUAUUUUCAAUUUAAUGCCUCAUAAAAUCGAAAAUAGAGUAGUUGACUUGCAGUCUGGAAUUCCAGUAGUUACAGGGACAACUUCUGCCUUCUAUCCAAAUUAUAACUCUGAUGAUCCUUAUGCUGCUCUUGAUAGAGGAUACUUCUUUACAGGCUCUUCUAUAAUGAUGCUUCCACCAAAUUACCAAGAUUCUUCACCUUUAUUAACACUUUCUCCUCAAUUUGUGAUAUCUGCAUGAAUAAACCCAACAACGGAUGGGGUAAUUUUUUCAAAGCAAGACUCUUCGAAAAAACUUUAUUUUUCAUUGGAAAUUGCUAGUAGUCACCCAACUAUUGAAGUCAAGCUUCAAGAUGGAAACUCUUAUUCUGCAACAAGCACAGCUUCAGUGGUAAAAAAUGCAUGGAAUAUUGUAUCAGUCACAUCUGAUGUAAGCUCAGCUCAAGUAAUUAAGUUUGAAAUUAAUGGGAUUUCAGAAGCAUCAUCUGGAUUAGCAAUAAGUUACUAUGAAGAUAUCCAAUCAGCUUUCUCAAUUCUGAUAGGAGCAAAAUAUUACGCUUCAUCAAAACUUUCUAAUUUAUAUGCAGGCUUUUUAUGGGAUUUGAAAAUUUAUAACACAAUUCCUGGAUUUUCUUUAUAUUCAGCAAGUUGCCUUGGCUGCUCACUAUGCCCAUCAGAUAAUUCGGGAAGCUGCAUACCAAACUGUCCUAUUAACCAAUUUCCAAAUGGAAGCAGUUGCUCUACUUGCAGCUCUAAAUGUGCAUCUCAAGGCUGUGUAAGAAAUGACAAUGCUUGCAAUUUAUGCCAAGACGAACUUUGCAGUAUUUGUGAUGAUUUUACAUCUGCUUGUAAAACUUGCAAAGAUCAUGCUUCUCUUUCUGGAUUUUCAUGUACAUGUGAGACAGGAGCCCUUUAUGAUAAAACCAAUCAAAUUUGCUUUGGGUGUCCCGACCAAUGCACUACUUGUGACUCGAAUAAUUUUUAUUCAUGUACUUCCUGCGCAAGUGGAUAUUUUAUGUUGAAUAGUAUGUGUCUAGAAGCAUGCCCUGCAGGCUAUCAAGCUGAUAGCAGUGGAAACUGUAUACAGAAAAUAACAGCUAUUUUUGACUUAGACCUAAACUCGCUAGAUGGUGUUAUAUAUGAUAAAGAGAGUAAGAUUCCUGGAAUUACAGGGUCAACUUCUAAUUUUACUAAUGGCUAUGAUAAAGAUGAUCCGCUCCCAGCCCCAUUAAGAGGCAUGUAUUUCAAUGGAAACAGUUCCAUUAUCAACUUGCCUGAGUUCGGCACAUAUUUAUCGCCAAAACUAGUUGUUGGGCCUUAUUUUACAUUUACAACCUGAAUUAAUCCAAGUUCAUCAAACUCAGUACUUUUUGCUAAAAGAGACUCAAGCUUAAACGAUAUUUUGAUAAUUUCCCUAUUAAAUGGCAGCCCAAAUAUAAGGAUUUCUUUGGAUUAUGGAACUCUCUAUUCUUUCACAGCUCAGAAUACUGUGCCUAUGAAUGCUUGGAGCCUUUAUAUGGUAACUUUUGAUAUUUUUUCAGGAAAUACAGUUAUUUUAAGUUUUAUUAAUUCUGUGCAAGACACUUUGCAAGGAAUUUCGAAUGGAUACUUUAAUGAUAUUUCUGGUCAUAUGAGAGUGACUAUUGGAGGAGACUCAAAGUCUCCUUCUCGAGAAAGAGUUCUAACAGAAGGAUCAUUUUUCAAUGGUUUUAUUUAUAGCGUAUGCAUUCAAAAUGAAAAAAUAUCAUCUCCAUCAUCUUUCUUAUCAUCAGCAUGCAGCAGCAGUUGUUCAUCAUGCCCAAAAUUGACUGGCUGCAUUCCGAACUGUGGUAUAAAUCAAUAUUGGACAGGCACCAGCUGCAGCAAUUGCCAUUCAGGAUGUUCUAGCUGCUCUGGAGAUAGUUCUUCUUGCACUUUGUGCUCGAAUCCAAAGUGUUUGCUAUGCAGCAGCUAUAGUACUCAGACCUGCACUUCGUGCAUAGAUCCUUCAGCAAUCUUACCAAAUUGUGAGUGCGAAAAUGGAUUUUAUUGAAAUUCAGGCACAGAAAGAUGUGAAGCUGUGCCAGAUGGUUAUUACCUUGAAAAUGAUGAUACCUUAAUUAAAUGCCCUGAUUUCUGUUCAUUAUGCACAUCAGAUACUUACUGCUCCAAGUGUAUAGAGAAUGCCUCAAUUGUUGAUAACUUAUGCAAGUGCAAUGAUGGGUUCAGUGGCACAGCUCUCUGCUCUGAAGUAGAAUUCUACGCAACCUUAGAUGUCAAUAAAAACAACACCCUUAACUUGCUGUUCAAUGAUAAUUUAGCAAACGAUCUAAGCGAGAAAGACAUUUCUAUUUUCAUUAACUCAACCAAAUUGAAUUUCACUAUCACAAAAGUGAGCCAGAAAAAUUACUUUAUAGAGCUUAGACUAGAUUCAGAAAUUAAUCAGGAUACUAUAGUUACCUUGGAGUUCUUAGAAAUAUUGAAAAUCAAAUCUGUCUCCAACGGACUUCUAAAAACAAAUAAACUAUAUGGAGGGCUAUAUUCUUAUGAUCCAUAUGAAUGAACAGCUAAAAUGAUAGAUUUAAGCUCUCAUAUAGCUAUUAUAGUCCAAUCUACACUUGCAACGUCACUUGGGCUUUCGUUUAUAAAUUUUAAUCCUGUUGGAUUAUGAAGCCUAAUGAACAUCAUCUCAAUGGUUACCUAUUUGCCAUUAGUUAAUGUGAAAAUGUCAGAAAAAAUGACUGAUUUUUUUAAAGAUACUGGAAAUUAUAACCCUAUACCAAAUAUUUUUGAGUAUUUUAUUGAUAAAAGUGAUGGGGAAUCUCCAUAUGAACUAGCAGAAAGAGCAGGGGUUGAUACCGAUUUGCUUCUAAUUAAUAUUGGGAAGAGCCUAACUGUACUCAUUGGAUUACUAGUAGGAAUACCAAUCUCUUAUGCCCUUUCUUUUAUUUCUCGCUUGCAUUUAAAAGGAAAAUACUUUAAUUCAUUAGUUUCAUACAAGUAUUCACUUUUUGCCAGGUUUUGGAUCCAAUACUACUUAUCUUUUACCAUUUCUUCACUUAUAGCCAUUAUAACAGUAAUUUUUAUUUAGUUUUAUUGUGGUAAUACAACCCAAAGCAUUAAUCAGCUGCUUUGCGUCAUAACGAUAUCUUUAUCAGCUAUUUCACCCGUAGCAUUAUUUUUACUUACUUAUUUAUGUGAAAUUAAAAUUGUUCAGCAUAACCAAUCUUUUGGGAAAUAUUUUGGAUCAUUUUAUUAUGAGCUCAAGACUUAUAAGUUUUUAAGCACUCAAUAUCAUACGAUAUUUUUUGUAAGAAGAAUCGUUUAUGCAGGAGCUUUAAUUCUUCUUGCUCCCCUUUAGUGAGAGUUUGCUUAAGUUAGUUAAAGAUAUGACUUCUUGCUAAUUUCUCAUCCAGACAAGUCUUUUAAGAAGACUUGCUCAGCUACUGAAGAACCUCCCUGCUGACUAUUUCAGCAUUUCUGCCAGAAAUAGCUCUUCUUCGCCUUUCGAUAAGGUUAUUGCACUGCUCAAAGCCUUGGAGUGCAUAGUUGGAAACUGACACUUCAGUGACUAGCGUUCCAAUUAGAAAUAAACUUCUUAGCUAGUAUUAGUAUUAGCUACGCUGCUUUUGUUGCAAUAUUUGCCUCUAGGUAAAAGUCCCCUUUUUCAAAUAUCCAUCGGGAAGAUACUAAAUUCUUCUCUCCAUUAGUGAACAAAAUCAUUGGAAAAAUCCUUAUUUUUUGCCCAAUAGCCUACCCUCUGUGAGCGAACAAAUUUUAAUAGAAAAAAACUUAAUGAAAAAAUAUUUUGAUAUAUGUGAUAAUUAGUAUAAUGGAAUCUCUAGCUAAUUUUGUUUAAUUUUAAAAGCUUGCAUUUUAAAACACAAAUUUUGCAAAUUAAAUAAAUAUUUGCUUUCCAAUUUUUGUGAUUGGGAUUCUUUAAAUUUCGAGAAAAAAAAUUAGCCUCCUUUUGUGAGCGAACAAAAUUCUUUUGUUCGCUGACGGAGGGGAGUAAGUUACUUUUUUGGGCAAGGGAAAUAAACUGGAACGCAAUAACCAGUAUCCAUAGACUUUGUUUAUUAUUCAGUAAGUAGAUGACCUCAUUAUUUAUUUGUGUCCUCUUUAGUGAGAGCAAAAUUAUCUUUAUAAAAUAAUUCAAUAUGUAAUAAAUAUUAUAUUAAGUUUUCUAUUAAAGUUUUUUGUUUGCAUUCUAAAAUAUAAAUUCUUUCUCAAUUUUUUUCUUUUUGCAAGCAUAGGAGUAUUAUAUAAAUUUUUGAAUCCAAAACAUUAAUUCCACCCAUGAGCCAGUUCCUUGCCCAACUGAAAUUAAGGAGUUAGAAAUUCAUCAUCAGCUCAAAUCGCUAUUUUAAUAGUGAUUUCACUAGCACAUAUGAUUUAUUUAGUUGUCAUAUGGCCUUAUAAAGAUUUUAUUAUGGGAGUAUUUCAUACUCUAUCAGAGCUUUGCUUAGCUGUAAUUAUGACUUGCAUGUCAAUUUAUUCUUCAAGCAUGGAUCAAUCAACUAUUGGAAGAUACGAGCAAGUCAUUGUCGGGCUUUUUAUCCUUAUUUUAGCUUUUCACGUCGCAGUUUCUAUUAUGCUUCCUAUCAAGUCAAUCAUUUCGUUUAUACAGUCUAAGUCUAAAAAGAUUUCAGGAGUUAGACAAGAAAUCGUCCUCGAUACAAUCAAUGAAACCAUGGAAGGUGAAAUAACAGCGAUGACUUCGAGAAAUUCACCAAGCCGUAGCUUUUUUAAUAAAGCUGCAAACAACCAAAGAAAGAGUGGAAAGAUAAUUACCCUGGAGUAA
Molecule: messenger RNA, 15863 nt
Organism: Blepharisma stoltei
Lineage: Eukaryota; Ciliophora; Heterotrichea; Heterotrichida; Blepharismidae
Source: the annotation of a GenBank genome assembly